UUUGAAAACUCAUCCAGUAUGUUGCAAUUAGGAAAUCUUGGUGCUGGUCACUUGCCUGUGUUCCUGGCUAUGCUGGGCACUUUAAUGCUUGGAUCGACUUAUGUGGUAGCUGUGUACCGCGGUGAUGUUGACCCACUUUUUCCGUAUAUAUCAGCGGAAGGUGAUCGCAGACCGGAAUCAUGUCUCUUCAGUAUGAUGCUCAAUUUGUCCUCCUUUCUUACGAUGCUUAUUAUUUAUCUUCGAUAUUCUUUGGUUUCUGAACUGAAUCGAAGUUCAGAUCUGUGUUUGAAACGGAUUAAUGAAUUAUCACUUGUUGCCGGUUUGAUUGGAGCUGUUGGCAUGUUUUGCGUCGCAAACUUUCAGGAAACAGCUCUGCUGAUUGUUCAUUGGACAUCAGCAUUCGUUUGCUUCGGUUCAGGUUGCAUAUAUAUGCUAAUACAAUCUUAUAUUACCAUCCAUAUGUAUCCGCUCUAUGCAAAUCGCCAUAUUGGUUUCGUACGGUCUUUUAUCGCGUUGAUUGCGGUCAUCUCCUUCUGUACUGGUACACUUUUCUUUAUAGACUCGUAUCCACAUAGAUAUCCUCGUAUGAUGUCACUUAUUCAAUUUGAUGAGGGUUACGAUUUACACUGUAUUUCUGCCGUAUCUGAAUGGGUACUCGCUAUAAGUAACUUUGUUUUUCUUUUGAGUUAUUCACGAGAUUUCGAGAAGAUACAAGUGGAGUUGGGAGUUCAACCGUUAGUUGCUCAUCUUGAUCAAAGUCCCUUAUGGCGAUCGGCUACUGAUCUCAGUCUAUCGUCUGGCUGA
This is a messenger RNA of Anisakis simplex (herring worm), 804 nucleotides long. NCBI's taxonomy places the organism in Eukaryota, Metazoa, Nematoda, Chromadorea, Rhabditida, Anisakidae. The record is from the annotation of a GenBank genome assembly.